Geosmithia morbida is the source of this 1080-nucleotide messenger RNA. Its product is annotated as 3-isopropylmalate dehydrogenase. The record is from RefSeq and is a predicted model, not a curated record. Gene Ontology annotation, molecular function: NAD binding; magnesium ion binding; 3-isopropylmalate dehydrogenase activity. Gene Ontology annotation, cellular component: cytosol. The transcript has 4 exons. Bases 1 to 1080 code for a protein of 359 amino acids. NCBI's taxonomy places the organism in Eukaryota, Fungi, Ascomycota, Sordariomycetes, Hypocreales, Bionectriaceae. Gene Ontology annotation, biological process: L-leucine biosynthetic process.
AUGGCUGAAUACAAGAUUGUCGUCUUGGGUGGUGACCACUGCGGUCCCGAGGUCCUCAAGGCCAUCGAGGCUAGCAGGCCCAGCAUCGGCAAGUUUGUUCUCGAAGAAAAGCUUCUCGGAGGAUGCUCCAUCGAUGCCACAGGCGUCCCGCUAUCGGACGAGACCCUCUCGGCGGCCAAGUCGGCGGAUGCGGUGCUCCUGGGUGCCAUCGGCGGGCCCGAAUGGGGCACGGGAUCGGUCCGUCCGGAGCAGGGCCUGCUCGCGCUGCGCAAGGAGAUGGGCACGUACGGAAACCUGCGGCCGUGCUUCUUCGCGUCCGACUCGCUGGUGGACAACUCGCCCCUCAAGGCCUCGGUCUGCAAGGGGACGGACCUCGUCAUCGUGCGCGAGCUGACGGGCGGCAUCUACUUUGGGGACCGCAAGGAGGACGACGGCGACGGCAGCGCCUACGACACCGAGCCCUACACCCGCGCCGAGGUGGAGCGCGUGGCCCGGCUGGCCGGCUUCCUGGCCCGCGGCCGGGGCGAGAGGCGCGUCUGGUCGCUCGACAAGGCCAACGUCCUGGCCACCAGCCGCCUGUGGAGGAGGGUCAUGACCGAGACCUUUGCCGCCGAGUUCCCCGACCUCGAGGUCGCCCACCAGCUCAUCGACAGCGCCGCCAUGAUCCUGGUCAGGAACCCUACCGGCCUCAACGGCGUCGUCGUCACCUCCAACCUCUUUGGCGACAUCAUCUCCGACGAGGCCAGCGUCAUCCCAGGCUCCAUCGGACUGCUGCCCUCGGCUAGCCUGAGCGGUAUCCCCGAUGGAAAGGGCAGGUGCAAUGGCAUCUACGAGGCUAUUCAUGGCUCCGCACCCGACAUCUCAGGAAAGGGCAUCGUCAACCCCAUCGGCACCAUCCUCUCCGUCGCCAUGAUGCUCCGCUACUCGCUCAACCUUCCCGACGAGGCCAAGGCCGUCGAGGACGCUGUCCGGGCCGCCAUCGACUCCGGCGUCCGCACAAAGGAUAUCGGUGGUCAGACGACGACUUCCGAGAUGGGCGAUGCCAUUGUCAAGCAGCUUGAGACUAUUCUCAAAGCUUAG